Messenger RNA from Hydractinia symbiolongicarpus, 765 nucleotides. RefSeq names its product trans-aconitate 2-methyltransferase-like. Bases 1 to 765 code for a protein of 254 amino acids. NCBI's taxonomy places the organism in Eukaryota, Metazoa, Cnidaria, Hydrozoa, Anthoathecata, Hydractiniidae. The transcript has a single exon. The record is from RefSeq and is a predicted model, not a curated record.
AUGUCUGCUUCAUUCUACUACUCACAUAGUAAGGUGGUGCAAGAGGUAACGUUCUUAGACCUGAUAUCGAAAGUCAACAUCAAACUUGGUGAUAGUUGUUUAGAUAUUGGAUGCGGUCCGGGCAAUAACACAAAAAUACUGUCAAACCAUGUAGGACGAACUGGAUUGGUAAUUGGUAUCGACUCUGACCGUGAACGGAUAAAUCAUGCGCAAAAAGCACAUGCUGAUGUUGAAAACUUAGCAUUCAAGUGCAUGAAAAGCAUCGAAGUACCACUGGAGUUGAAAAAAUUUGACUUAGUGUGUAGCAACGCUGUAAUGCAUUGGAUGUCAGAUGCAGAUAAAUUGAUAACAAUUGGUAAAGUGUUCGAUAUACUACGACCAGGUGGGAUAUUUGCAAUCAAUGCUAAUCUGAACGUGCCUCCUAAUAUUUUACGACUGCUGUCCCUUGUGGAUGAUACAAACGUGAAGCGAGAUAAAAUUGAUUUGGAAUUUUCAAGCAAGGCAGGUUAUAAAUCAAUGCUCACAUCUACAGGAUUUGAUGUGAUUAGUAUUGAUGAAAUCAACUAUGAUUUUCCAUUUACAAACCUUGAUGUGUAUUUAGAAUGGAUUCGAGCUUCUGGAGAUAUUCAUCUCGAUUUAAAAACACUUUAUGAGGAUAAUUCAAACCAAGUCGAGUUAGAUAAAUACGAGGAUGGGAAAACUAUAAAACAUUAUGCGCUCUGUUUAAACGUAAUUGCCAGAAAGCCAAUUAGUAAAGACCUUUAA